AUGCUUCUCCGUCUCGAGGCCUGGUCCGUUCUUCCGAUGGAUAGGUUGAGGAUUGUGGACGUGCGGCGGGAUCUGCACGUGGGAUGGUUGGGAUGAAUGGGUGGACAAUAACAUAUGAUGCAGCAGCACGUCUCUAUAGGCACUUCUGUGAUUUUGUAUAAUAUUUCUUAAUUUACAAGGUAGGUUGACUGAGAACACGUUCUCAUUUACAGCAACGACCUGGGGAACAGUUACAGGGGAGAGGAAGGGGGGAUGAAUGAGCUGUGGGAGAAGAAAAAGAGGACAGCGUGAGUGUGAUGCAGAUUAGCUGGAGCUGUACUGAAGUCUUGCUCUGUGCUAUAGAAGGGGUAGGUAGACUGAGAUAGAGGUGAAAUGGGGCCUGCAAUGUUGCAUAUGCUCAAUGGUAAAGCAUACCAUAGCUGCCAGCAAAAGGGCUUUUGCGGUAAUUAAUAUAUAAGGAAUUUCUAAGCGUGUAAACAAGGCUUAAUAACAGUGUGAUUUAAUUGGAGUUUGUGCGCUCUCGUGUGUGUGUGAGUAUGUGUGUGCAUGUGUGUUAAUAUGGCUGUGUGUGUGUGUGCACAUGUGUGGGUGCACGUAGGUAUUAAAAUGACUGUGUGGGUAAGUUUACAUGACAGUAUGGCCAUGAACCGCUAGGUUGGAUGAGUACAAGUGGUACUGUAAGGACGGGGGAGAGGGUCAUUAGUAAGCUUUUUGAUAAGAGAUAGAGCUGGGGGACCAGAGGGGCAAUAUGCAGCUCCCACCACACAUAUACACACACAUAUACACACACACACACACACACUCAUCUUAGCCCUGGAUCCUACUCCCCAUACAGUGGAUUAAUGAGCUUUCUCUGUGUGUAAAUCCACCCUCCCAGUACGCUGAAAGAGAAUGGAAUUAUGGGAGUGGGAGUUCUGGAGGGCUAGUAGGCCCCCAGCUGCUAGAUGGACCGAUGACUCACUCGGGCGCUUGUGGCCUCACUUGGCUAUUUAUGUCUCUGUGUGGUGUCAAUGCCCUGUGAAUCUGAGUCAUUUGAACUAGUAUGGACUGUUCCGGAGUGUAACAUGCAGAGAACUAUAGGUAAUUGGGUUGUAAAGAUGACAUUGUAACAGCUGGCAGUAAAUGGGCAUUUGUCAAGGGAACAGGUAGCACCUGAGCUUUUUAUGUGGUGGGUGAGUGGGUGGAUGGGUUCGUUUGUGCGUGUGUGCGUGCGUAUGUUACUGAUAACAAUGAUGAUUGUGUGCAUGUGUGCGUAUCUGCACAUACACAUGAAAACAUACAUGUGAGUGCAAACAUAUGUAUCCAUGCACAUAAUGUGUCCAAAUCAGUCAUGUGCCAGUACAUCUGUCUGUAGCCCACUCUGCCUCUGUUCACAAAAACAAAGAGCCAAAAAGGGUGAAUCAACGCCCAGACAGACCGUGUCCAGGCGCAUCCUCAGAUGAUGGAGAUAACACGCCUUUCUCACUGCAAUGUAUGCACUCACUAACUGUAAGUCGCUCUGGAUAAGAGCGUCUGCUAAAUGGCUCAAAUGUAAAUGUAAAUGUAGCAGAGUGCCAGAGGCAGGAGAGACAUUGUAUCAUUCACUUACUGUAGGACAAGGGCACAGGCAACUCAUAUUGACAUUAUUGAUGAUCAUAAUUCUAAUGGCUGGUUACUCUGACAUGCAUUUAAUUGUGCAUCCCAAAUGGCACACUAUUUCCCAGAGCCCUGGUCAAAGGUAGUGCACUAAUAUAGGAAAUAUGGUGCCAUUUGGGACACAGACUAUAUGAACACUCAGCUCUACCCACCUCCUCCUCCUCCUCCUCUCCUUCUCACAUCACUCUUUUAGCUGAGUCACUAUGCGGUGAGACGGAGACACUGUCAAAGAGCACUGUGACACUUUGCAAACACACACCCACACACUAGGCUUGGGCGGUAUAGAGCCCAACAGUGGAGGUGUCAUAAUACUCAUAAAACCUAGCGGUCAAACAGGGAAAUGGUUCCAAUCAUUUUUCCACCAUUCAUUUUUCCCAUAGGGAAUUUUAGACACACUUAAAAUUAGGGCUGUGUUUCAUGUAGGCUUACCCUGGUGUGAUAUUUUAUGUAAAUCUCUCUCGGACAAGGUGACUUUUAUCAACAUAUUUGGCUCUAUUUACUCUCAGAUUCAAAAAUUAUAAUUAGCAUCAAAGUAGACAUCAUGCAUAAGUACAAAUCCCUGCAAGUCAUCUCUAGCUGAUACCUUUGCUAAAAGGUAUUGUGUCAAUUUAAAACUUUAACAAGACAGUUCACAGAAUUGUCAGUUGAAAGACAUUUGGCCAAUUUAUUCAUUGCUAAAUUUUGCUAACAUUAGGCAGUUAAUCCAGAGAUUUUUACCUUUGCCUCAAUUCGGCAGUCUGUCCAGAUCACCAUGGUAUUUGUAGUUCUUUAUGAUAGCCACAUUAGCAGCUAAUUAGUACAGCCCUUAUUUUAAGUGUUUCUAAAAUCCCCUAUGAGGAAAAUGAAUGGUGAAAGAAAAUGAUUGAAACCAUUUCCCUGUUUGACUGCUAGGUUUUAUGGGUUUUAUGACUCAUACUGUGGUACUCUAUACCGUAUACGGGGGUAUUAUUAUUAUAAUAUAUAUAUAUAUAUAUAUAUAGUGGGGGAAAAAAGUAUUUAGUCAGCCACCAAUUGUGCAAGUUCUCCCACUUAAAAAGAUGAGAGAGGCCUGUAAUUUUCAUCAUAGGUACACGUCAACUAUGACAGACAAAUGGAGGGAAAAAAAUCCAGAAAAUCACAUUGUAGGAUUUUUUAUGAAUUUAUUUCCAAAUUAUGGUGGAAAAUAAGUAUUUGGUCAAUAACAAACGUUUCUCAAUACUUUGUUAUAUACCCUUUGUUGGCAAUGACACAGGUCAAACGUUUCCUGUAAGUCUUCACAAGGUUUUCACACACUGUUGCUGGUAUUUUGGCCCAUUCCUCCAUGCAGAUCUCCUCUAGAGCAGUGAUGUUUUGGGGCUGUCGCUGGGCAACACGAACUUUCAACUCCCUCCAAAGAUUUUCUAUGGGGUUGAGAUCUGGAGACUGGCUAGGCCACUCCAGGACCUUGAAAUGCUUCUUACGAAGCCACUCCUUCGUUGCCCGGGCGGUGUGUUUGGGAUCAUUGUCAUGCUGAAAGACCCAGCCACGUUUCAUCUUCAAUGCCCUUGCUGAUGGAAGGAGGUUUUCACUCAAAAUCUCACGAUACAUGGCCCCAUUCAUUCUUUCCUUUACACGGAUCAGUCGUCCUGGUCCCUUUGCAAAAAAACAGCCCCAAAGCAUGAUGUUUCCACCCCCAUGCUUCACAGUAGGUAUGGUGUUCUUUGGAUGCAACUCAGCAUUCUUUGUCCUCCAAACACGACGAGUUGAGUUUUUACCAAUUGACCAUAUGACAUUCUCCCAAUCCUCUUCUGGAUCAUCCAAAUGCACUCUAGCAAACUUCAGACGGGCCUGGACAUGUACUGGCUUAAGCAGGGGGACACGUCUGUCACUGCAGGAUUUGAGUCCCUGGCGGCGUAGUGUGUUACUGAUGGUAGGUUUUGUUACUUUGGUCCCAGCUCUCUGCAGGUCAUUCACUAGGUCCCCCCGUGUGGUUCUGGGAUUUUUGCUCACCGUUCUUGUGAUCAUUUUGACCCCACGGGGUGAGAUCUUGCGUGGAGCCCCAGAUCGAGGAAGAUUAUCAGUGGUCUUGUAUGUCUUCCAUUUCCUAAUAAUUGCUCCCACAGUUGAUUUCUUCAAACCAAGCUGCUUACCUAUUGCAGAUUCAGUCUUCCCAGCCUGGUGCAGGUCUACAAUUUUGUUUCUGGUGUCCUUUGACAGCUCUUUGGUCUUGGCCAUAGUGGAGUUUGGAGUGUGACUGUUUGAGGUUGUGGACAGGUGUCUUUUAUACUGAUAACAAGUUCAAACAGGUGCCAUUAAUACAGGUAACGAGUGGAGGACAGAGGAGCCUCUUAAAGAAGAAGUUACAGGUCUGUGAGAGCCAGAAAUCUUGCUUGUUUGUAGGUGACCAAAUACUUAUUUUCCACCAUAAUUUGCAAAUAAAUUCAUUAAAAUCCUACAAUGUGAUUGUCUGGAUUUUAUUUUCUCAAUUUGUCUGUCAUAGUUGACGUGUACCUAUGAUGAAAAUUACAGGCCUCUCUCAUCUUUUUAAGUGGGAGAACUUGCACAAUUGGUGGCUGACUAAAUACUUGUUUUCCCCACUGUAGCGCCCCUUCUGUGCACUGCGGUAAUACCGUAUUCCCCGGUAUGGUACGUUAUGAAGGUCUGGAAAUCUGUAUACCGCCCAACCCUAACACACACACACCAAAGAUCUGAUACGCGCACGUACGCAUGCACACACACACAAACGAUAUCCCUCUCCCUCUCUCUCUUUCUAGUUCUCUCUGUUAGCAGCCUUGCAUCUCAAUUCUAAAACCAGCACUCUCUGUCUUUCUCUCACUAUUUAACCCUCUCUCUUCUAUCUCUCUACUUCUCUCUCCUUCUAACUCUGUCUCGGCAGGUAAUGCAGAUUUGUCUGACCUGUUAAUCUUACUUUGAGACAGUGCUUCACCCUCCCUUGGCCCUGCUUUCAAGAGGCAGGCAGCAGAGAGAGUGUAGGUUUAAUUGAACUGCUGUGGAUUACAUCAAUGAGAUUGCUUUUAAUCCUUCUCAGAGCAGCGCCAUCUCUCCGUUGUCCCUGGGUUUGUUAUGUUCUACAUAAUUAGCUUUGUUGAGAGAGGCUGGGAAGCCAUCUGGAAAGUAUUGGGGCUGGUGCUACACUCUAAUUCUACUCUCUGUGUUUGACUGUACACUACAUCAAAGGGUUCUACAUUAAACCUUUUUCAUCUGAAGAAAGAGUUAUUUGACGGUUCUUUGUUUGGUGAAAAGGUUCUGUACUUGGAACCAAAAAGGUUUUUCUUACAGGGGCCAAGUUGAAAAUAUGCCUGUGUUGAUGGCACGUGGGAGUGGUGUGUACUUCUGUGGGGGUGGGGGCUGGUUUUUGCACAGGUGUGUGUACCUCUGUCUUUGUGUGUUUCUGUGAGUGUUUACUAAGUGUCCCUCCUUCCUUGUUCUUGUAGAUGUUCAAGAGGAAAGUGAUGGUGCUUGGGGAGAAGCUGCUACCGGCCUUCAACACACCAACGGGUAUCCCACGUGGAGUCAUCAACCUGGGCAGGUGAGCCUAGGCACCAGCCCCCAUGACCCCCUAGCUACAGUAUCCUAUUAUAAACACAUACAGUGCCUUCGGAAAGUAUUCAGACCCCUAUACUUUUCCCACAAAUUGUUAUGUUACAGCCUUAUUCUAAAAUUGAUUAAAUUGUUUUUUUCCCUAAUCAAUCUACAUACAAUACCCCAUGGUGACAAAGCAAAAACAGGUUUAAAAAAAAAAAUCUGAUGGCCGGGCGGCCAGCUCUAGGAAGAGUCUUGGUGGUUCCAAACUUCUUCCAUUUAAGAAUGAUGGAGGUCACUGUGUUCUUGGGGACCUUCAAUGCUGCAGACAUUUUUUGGUACCCUUCCCCAGAUCUGUACUUCGACACAAUCCUGUCUCGGAGUUCUACAGACAAUUCCUUCGACCUCAUGGCUUGGUUUUUGCUCUGACAUGCACUGUCAACUUUGAGACCUUAUAUAGACAGGUGUGUGCCUUUCCAAAUCAUGGCCAAUCAAUAGAAUUUACCACAGGUGGACUCUAAUCAAGUUGUAGAAACAUCUCAAGGAUACUCUGAAUACUUCUGUAAAUGAGGUAUUUCUGUUUGUUUUUUUGUAAUACAUUUGCAAAAAUUUAUAAUAACCUGUUUUCGCUUUGUCAUUAUGGGGUAUUGUGUUUAGAUUGAUCAGGAUUUUUAUUUAUUUAAUCCAUUUUAGAAUGAGGCUGUAACGUAACAAAAUGUGGAAAAUGGGAAGGGGUCUGAAUACUUUCUGAAUGCACUGUAUGAGACCUUACCAACGCAUUUAGCUGGAUUGCAUUACAGUAAGAAGGCAUUUUUUAUACUUCUGUUUGCAUUUGAAAUGUUUAACAUUUGUGGCCUCGUCUUGAACCCACAAAUGAAAUAACAUGUUCGACCCUGAUCUGUGCGAUUUUAUUGGGACCCCCAUAUGCAAUACCCACCACCCUUACAUAGUUAAGAUACUGUACACUUUUAAUUAGAUUUUUUCACUAUCUUAUCUUCUAAAAAGACAUCUCUCUGGCACCUCUGCCUGCCACCUGCUUCCAAUUAACCCGCCCGUCUAAGCAGACAGCUGCUGGCAAAUGUAAUUAACUGAUUCUAGAGCUAAUUCCAGUUAGAUGGGUAACAUGAACCCUGGGUGCAGAUGGGGAGGAACGAUACUCCCCCAUUAUAAAUUAUAUCCACGUAAGAAGAGGAACGUAUAUGUACAGAAACUACACAUACAUACACGCAACGCAUGCUGUACACAUAUGCACACAAACACACACACACAUACAAGCACACCAAGACAGUCGUGAAGCGGGCACGACAAAACCUAUUCCCCCUAAGGAGACUGAAAAGAUUUGGCAUGGUUCCUCAGAUCCUCAAAAGGUUCUACAGCUGCACCAUCGAGAGCAUCCUGACUGGUUGCAUCACUGCCUGGUAUGGCAACUGCUCGGCCUCCGACCGCAAGGCACUACAGAGGGUAGUGCGUACGGCCCAGUACAUCACUGGGGCCAAGCUUCCUGCCAUCCAGGACCUCUAUACCAGGCGGUGUCAGAGGAAGGUCCGAAAAAAUUUCAAAGACUCCCGCCACCCUAGUCAUAGACUGUUCUCUCUGCUACCGCACGGCAAGCGGUACCGGAGCGCCAACUCUAGGUCCAAGAGGCUUCUAAACAGCUUCUACCCCCAAGCCAUAAGACUCCUGAACAUCUAAUCAAAUGGCUACCCAUUUGCCUCGCUAUUGUUAUUUUUACUGCUCUUUAAUUAUUCGUAUUAUUUGAUAUUGUAUUUUUGUGUGUGAUUUCUUUUGGUAUUCUUUCUUAAAACUGCAUUGUUGGUUAAGGGCUUGUAAGUAAGCAUUUCACUGUAAGGUCUACACCUGUUGUAUUCGGCGCAUGUGACAAAUACAUUUUUAUUUUAUUUUAUUUUAUUUGAUACACACACACACCUACACCCAAACAGCAAGGGAUUUCAUUAUAGCUCAGUGAGAAACGAUGUUGCCCCAUAAUGAUAUUUAAUGUACACACACACGCACACACACACACACACACACACACACACACACACACACACACACACACACACACACACACAAACAAACAGCAAGGGAAUUCAGUAUAGCACAACUAAUAUGCUGCCUAUGUGCUGACUUGUAUAUGUAGCAUGUCCCAUGUGGUCUUCCAUAUAUCUGGACUACUUAUAGAAUACUGCUGGUGCUCCCAAAAGGCCUCAACACAUUGAAGAACCUCCAACUAAAUGCUUUGUAAUUAGUGAAGCGAACACAUUCAUACAAGGAGCACAAUGAAUAAUGCAUAGAGAAAACAUUGAACACUUGUUUGCAAGUUACUGAAUGCUAAAGCUGAGAAUUAUUUUUGCAAGUUUCCUAAAGUGUGCAAUGUACCAAUUUACAGUUCCGUCAGAAAGUAUUCACACCCCUUGACUUUUUCCACAUUUUGUUGUGUUACAGCCUGGAUUUAAAAUUGAUUCAAUUGAAAUGUUGGGUCUCUGGCCUACACACAAUAACCCAUAAUGUCAAAGUGGAAACCUAAAUAAGUUAAGGAGUGAAAAUGUGCUUAACAAGUCACAUAAUAAGUUCCAUGGACUCACUCUGUGUGCAAUAAUACUGUUGAACAUGAUUUUUGAAUGACGACCUCAUCUCUGUACCACACACAUACAAUUAUCUGUAAGGUCCCUCAGUCGAGCAGUGAAUUUCAAACACAAAUUCAACCACAAAGACCAGAGAGGUUUUCCAAUGCCUAGAAGGGCACCUAUUGGUAGAUGGUAAAAAAAAAAAAAGACAUUGAAUAUCCCUUUUAGCAUUGUGAAGUUAUUACACUUUGGAUCAAUACACCCAGUCAUUACAAAGAUACAGGCGUCCUUCCUAACUCAGUUGUCAGAGAGGAAGGAAACCGCACAGGGAUUUGACCAUGAGGCCAAUGGUGACUUUAAAACAAUUAUAGAGUUUAAUGGCUAUGAUAGAAUACUAACCUAAAUGACAGAGUGAAAAGAAGGAAGCUGGACAGAAUAAAAAAUAUUCCAAAACAUGCAUCCUGUUUGCAAUAAGGCGCUAAAGUCAUUCACUCCUACUCUACGGGCCCUGAGUUUACUUUAGCUUGAGCAGCUAAUGAUGUAGCCCCAAACUUUUAAUAAGCAUAUUCAUCAGGACUACAUCUCUCGUUGCUUCAAUCCCUCUAUAGUUUCUCUUUUUUUUCCCCAUCCUCCACUAAUUAAUUCAGUUCCAUUCAUCACUUUAUCACUUUCUAUUAAUGUAGGAUUAGGUCAUGUAAUAUAAUGUAAUGACAUUCCAUCUCACCUCUGAUUAGGUUAGUCAUACUGUAGUAGCACGUCAUUGAAGUCGUAAUUUAGACAUAGACGUACUGUUAUUCUGAGAUGGCUGCGAAUAUCAUCCUCACAGUGCACUACUUUCAUAGAGAAAUAAGUCAAAAGGAUAUGGGUUGCAUCCGAAACCACACCCCAUUCUCUAUAUAGUGUUCUACUCACUAAAGGUUACUACUUUGACCAGAGCCCUAUGGGUGCUGGUCAAAAUUAGUGCACUAUAUAGGAACUAGGGUGCCAUUUUGGACACAGCCAUGGUUUAUUGGUGACCCUGGUUGACUCCAGACUUGGUUGGUGCUCUAGCUUUAGACUCUAAGAUGAACUUAAUGCUUUCCUCACCUCUGCAGGGGUAGAUGGGUUAUUGAUCUACAGAGGGUAGUAAAGUCUCCCACUCUGAUCCACAGACAAGUGAUGCGAUGCAUUAGAUAGCGUCUUGGUUGGUGCCCAAGAGGGACAAACAGAUCCAGACCUGCUUAAUCUUAAUACUGUGUCCUAAAUGGCACCCUAUUCACUAUAUAGUGUACUACUUUUAACCAGGGCCCAUAUGGCUUUGGUCAAUAGUAGUGCACAAUGUUUUAAAUAGGGUGCCAUUUGGGACGUAACCUUAGUCUCUCUACUUUCUUCAGCACCAGAAUAUAGGUAAACACAUUUUGAAGAUAUUGUAGUUGUUGGUGCACUAGAACCGUAUAAAGCUUUGGCUCCAAGACACUAAAUUGCCUCAAAGACAAAGCAGGGAACUACUGAAAGUGACACCACACUGAGGUCAAAACUGAAUGUUUUUCUUUACUGACACUGGUGUUGAUUGUUUAUCUGUAAUUGUAGCAUCAUAUCAAGUUACAAUGCUAUUUAUUUGCCCAUUAUUGACAAUUGGUCAGAGUUUAAUUAAGUCCAAGACUUUCAGUCUUAAAAGUUACAAUCUAAUUCAAACUUUGCAGAACAUAAUGAAAAUGCUUUGUGUUAACAUGGAUUUAUUGUCCUGAGUGAGAACCAAUGUGUAACAGUGUGUGUUGACUCUGGUCCUCUCUUGGCGCGGUAUGUACAGUGACACCUGUAAUGUCCAGAGUGUGCAACAGUGUGUAACAGUGUGUGUUGACUGUGGUCCUCACUUGGCGCGGUAUGGUUUCUGUUGCAGUGGCACCAGCUGGAGCUGGGGCUGGGCGUCAGCCGGGAGCAGUAUCCUGGCAGAGUUUGGAACCCUGCACCUGGAGUUUGUCCACCUAUCAGAGCUCUCCAACAAUGGCAUCUACACAGAGAAGGUAAAUACUACAGUACCCACAAUACUGUGAGUGACUUGUGUUGCAAAAAUCCUGAAACUUUCCCAGUUAGAAUCCUUCACCAGGAAUUUCUCAAAAACCUGGGAACUUUGAGGACGUUUUUGCAAUUUUGUAACCCUAUGUGUGACUGCCUACUACAGAAUAUCAGAUUUGACUAUGUAAAAUAUUUUUUAUGCUUAUCAGUGCAUGUUGUAUGUCAUUAUCCAUUUGUGUUUUUCUUGCUGCAGUCAUUACUCUAGCCUCUGGACAAUAUUCUUUAGAACUUCACUUUCAAUUUAUUUAAUGGAUAUUUGUGAAUGUUUUUAAUGGGCAUACUGAACGUAAUGUUACAUUUCAUUGGAUGAUAAGUUUUCCUUCUAAUUCGGCUGUCAGUCACAACUUCAGUGAACAAAUACUUCCAAAGGACAUUUAAAUCAAUUAGAAGCAUACGUGAUGCCAAAGUUGAAAUCCUCUCUACAGUUAUUUUAGUUUACAGAAGGAUUUUUCCUUCAAAGCUAAUGUAUUUAUUACUGUGUGGUGUUGCAGGUUAUGAAUAUCCGAAAGCUGUUGAACAAAAUCGAGAAGCCUCACGGUCUCUAUCCCAACUUCUUGAGUCCCGUCAGUGGAAACUGGGUCCAACGUGAGUACUGGCCUCCACUGAAGGAGAUACACAUGAUUAUAUUAUUAUCAUAGAACAUAAGGGCACUGGCCAGCCACACUAGUAGCCGGGUGACAUUCUACUAGCCAAGGGUACAAAAUCUGUGCCAUGCGAUAUUUGUGGCAAAUUUGCCACAUUUUCUACUAGCCUGGUCUAAAAAGUACAAUCCUCUGGCUAGCGGGCUAGCUUAAUUUCCAUCACCACACUUCACUUAUCCACAGGAAAGCUUUUGCCACUAUACAAACACCACCUUUGUAAUUGUAGUACAGCAGAAAAGAACGUCCUUGGUUAACCCAGUCAAAGGCGAUUCUGAUACUCUUUUAUACUGUACAGAAACACCGUAAUUACAUAUUAUUACCCUCUAGUCAUCUGUGAACUGAUCCUAUGACUUUCUACACAGAAACUCCUCCGACCUUGCAGGAGCUCUCCCAUUUAAAUCCUUUGGAGCGUCCUUGUCAGCCAUCCAUCCCUCUUUCUUCCUUUCUUUCUUUCCCUAUCAAUGUCAGUCUCAAGCAGUGAUAUGACUCGCCUCGCUCUGGGUUAUUCAAAUGAUAAUGAAUCAAAUUAAGUCGGGAAAUUGAAUCUUUUCCGAUUCAACUGAAAGGCAGAGAAAUGGGAGAUGCCGAGAUGGCAUCUGAAGAUGUGGGCCUGAAAGUCCUAAUCUAGUCCUAAUGUCUGAUUAUGGGGCUAAUUGUUGUUGUGGGUGAAUGGUUAAUGAAGCAGGUAGAUAAGGAGGAGGAGAGGAAGGAGAGGGACAGUGGGUGUUCAGCACGGGCUGUGUUUCUGUCAGCAUGGGCACAUUGGGCACAGAGCAGAAAGCACGGAUUCACACACACCUCUCCCCCAGUCUCUGCUGUUCUGUUGUCAAGGGCUAAGAGAACGCUGCGUGAUAACCUUUCACAGUGUGGAGGAGUGUGUGGUGGUGGAGGGUGGGUGGGUGUGCAAGUGUGCUUGCAUGCAUGGAUGUGUGGAUGUGUGAGCACACAAACACCUCUCCAACCCAGUAUCUUAUCCAGAGUUGUUGAAUUAGCAUGAAAUUGAGUGGGAGGAAAAAAAAUCAACAACCACAAGUGUAUUCAUAUCUCAAGUUGUACCAACCAAUAAUACUUUUUAAUUAAAUUAAAACCACAACUGUGUGGGUAGUUGAUAAAGCUAGCCACAAGGACAGUUAUUUUCUGUGCAAAGGCUACUCAGAGUAUGAAACUACAAAUCAGUCAGUCUGUCAUAUCCACAAGAGAUUCCCACAUAUACUCUGAUUCUAUUUGACUCAUUGGUUAUUGGGUUUAGUAAACCCAAGGUCGGCUGCCUGUGAGACUGCAGAAUAAUGUUUGGGAAAAAGACCCUCCCUGUGUGGAAAUAAUGUCAGAUUUCUCUAUUUUUCCUAUCCCAGAUCACGUUUCCAUUGGCGGCCUGGGGGAUAGCUUCUACGAGUAUCUGAUCAAAUCAUAUCUGAUGUCAGACAAGACCGAUGAGGAAGCUAAGAAGAUGUACUACAGUGCUCUGGAGGUAGGAGUAAUUCCAUAUAGCACGCAGAGAGGGACCUGCUGCUGUCUUCAGGGGGCCGCUGUAGGGAAUUGAUAUAUGCAAUAUGGAAAGAUAUAUGGGUGAAGGGAAUGACGGAAAGGUGGUCUGUUAUCGCUGUGGUUUUAGAAUUCAGCAUAGUUUUACAGUAUAUCAUAACAAGUAUCAGCAACCUGUGACGCACAAACACACAUGACACAUGCAUGUAAGUGUGCACACAAAGUCACAAACAUACACGCGCACAUGCAAAUAUGGCACACACACUCACAAACACCCCCCUACAUGCACACACACACACACUCCCUCACCACACACCACACACACACACACUCACAGACAUGGCACGACACACACACACACACACACACACACAACCUCCUCCACACACAUACACCCAAUCCCUCAGCCAUCAAUUAGCACAAUAUCUUCUCCUUAAAUACCAUUGACGCUAGCCUUUUAGGCUGAUGAGACUAUUUGCUCAUUGGAGGGUCAAGCCAAAGGCAAAUACAUUAAUUAUAGACAAUCUCUCUCCUGUGGCCUGGUAUUUGAAAUAGUUAUAGUUAGCCCUUUUCUGGUAUCACACCAUAGCUAUACUGUGUGUGUUUGUAUAGUGCUCUCAAGCGUAGAUAGUACAGUAAUAAUUUGCAUUAGUAUUCAAAUAAAGGAUUAGCUUUCAAAUAAAGGUAGAUACUAAUUAAUAGAUAAAAAGUGAACGCCCCUUAAAUGCUAAUUAGAACACUGUGUGAAAUGCCACAAAUUUCAAUUAAUUCCCACACCAUGGUAAUGGCAAAAAACGCCUAAUUAGAAAAGUCUCACCAUAUCUGCCCUUAAGGAAUGCAUUAAUGGAAAACAUUAAUUACAGUAGUAUUCAUAACAUUAGGAACACCUCUUUCCAUCUCAUAGACUGACCAGGUGAAUCCAGGUGAAAGCUAUGAUCCCCUAUUAAUGUCACUUGUUAAGUCCACUUCAAUCAGUGUAGAUGAAGGACACAGGUUAAAUAAGGAUUUUUAAGCCUUGAGACAAUUGAGACAUGGAUUGUGUAUGUGUGCCAUUCAGAGGGUGAAUGGGCAAGACAAAAUACUGGUUUGAGUGUGUCAAGAACUGCAACGCUGCUGGGUUUUUCAUGCUCAAGAGUUUCCCGUGUGUAUCAAGAAUGGUCCACCACCCAAAGGACACCCAGCGAACUUGACACAACUGUGUGAAGCAUUAAAGUCAACAUGGGCCAGCAUCCCUGUGGAACAUUUUCAACACCUUGUAGAGUCCAUGCCCAAAUUGAGGCUGUUCUGAGGGCAAAAGGGGGUGCAACUCAAUAUAUAUGUUUUUUAUACUCAGUGUAUAAUAGAGUAAUGGGAAGUUUAUGUUUUAAUGAGCAGUGUCAAACCUGUGGUAGAUAAUAGAAUCUGCUAGUUUUAGGAUCAUGGGUUGUUCCCAUGGGGCCACCCUUGACAGAGGGAUGGAGGUCUAGAGCUAGAGAGCAAGUACUUGAUUCGAUCUAGCAGGAUGAGAAAGCGAUGGUAUGCGUAUUGAGAGAGAGAGAGAGAGAGAGAGAGAGCAGAGAGAGACGAUAUGAGGCGACGAAGCUCUCUCUCUCGCUCAGUCUCUCUCUCUCUCUCUCUCUCUCUCUCUCUCGCCUCUCUUCUCUGUCUCUUCUCUUCGCUCUCUCUAUUCUACGUUCCUCGUCUCUUGGGUAUUGAUCUCCUGAGAUGCCUUACUCUGUUUCCUGACUUUCCAAAGAAAGACAAAUACAAAGAAAAUCUCUGUCAGGAGACAUGGCACCAGGGAGAGAGAGAUAAACUUCAAUACAUUUCCUCCUAAAGUCUCCCUCUUCCUCUGUCCUUAUUCUCUCUGUCUGAUUUCUCUCUCUCUAUCUGUUUCACACACUCUCUCUCUCACUCCCUCUCUCCAUCCCUCUCUCUCUUUCCUUUGUUUCCACCAGAUUUCCACCUCUCUCUCUCCUGGAAUCAGAAUAGAAUGUCAAUGAGGCUUGACUUCAAUUUGCCACAUACCUGUCCAUGUGUUAUAGGAUGUAUAAAUCAUUCCGUACAUAAAUGCAGAAACACAUACCAAUAUGGACAUGUUGUUCAAAUUGGCAAUGUGCAUAGAUAGUGUCUACAAAACAUGCAUCCACAUAACAUUGUGGAUAGAACAAGCCAUACAACAACUUGGGCACACACAAAUUGAAGCAGCUGCCAUCCCAGCACUGCCAUGGCACCUGCGCUGUAGAUAGAAAUGUAUUCCAGAACUUCCAAUUGCUUCUCAAGUAUUUCUUCUUAGAUAUGAUUUAAAUUGAAAAACAAUUGCGGUCUUUUUUUUAUUCUCAGUGUUUCCCCAUCUCAGCUUCAGAGUAACAGAAGCGUUCAGAACCCACAGAGUUGAAAUCCUACAUGUAGAAUGACUAGAAUAAAAAGCCUAGAUUCUAUUUCUAAGGUAGAAAAGCUGUACUCAUAUGUAUGUGAAUGGAGGUUUGUCUAUGUUUCCCCAUCACAGUUCCAGCAUGAUUCAUAGAAACACAGAGUUGAAAAAAUGCUGUAGUGUGCAGUCAAUUAAUGGAGACUUAUCUGUGUCUCACCCAUUUAUAAAUGUCAAUGGUCUCCAACCCCCAGGCUAUCGAGGCUAACCUGGUGCAGAAGUCCCCUGGUGGGCUGACCUACAUGGCGGAGUGGAGGGGGGGCAUCCUGGACCACAAGAUGGGCCACCUGGCCUGCUUCUCCGGGGGCAUGGUGGUGAUUGGAGCGGACGACGACUAGCUCCAAGAAAGUCGUUACUACCUAGGUACCUGCUCCCAUAGAUCCACACACCCUGCCACGAGAGCUUAGAGUAGUAGUUCGGUGAGUAGGACGGAAUGGCUUUGAGUAUAGGACAUAUGUAUGACCAAGGACAGGUAUGAGAUUAGUAUUUAAGGACAUUGGAUAUCCAAUGUUUGGAUGUUGCUCUGGGUAUUCAGAGCAAUUAUAGCUUUUUCUGUUAUCGUGCAGGACAUUAUCAAGUCAGUAAAAUUACAAUGCUGUUAGACUAUCUUCUUAAGUGAAGGAAUGUGGUGACCUGGAAAAUAAUUAAAUAAAUAGAGAUUGAAGGAGAGAAGCUCUGCUAAGUACACAAUAGUAGGUUUUUGUAGAAAGAAGGUCUUUGGUAAAAGGGGUCAAUUGGUCAGGACCAAGCCGCUCCUUCAUAUAAUUAAUUAAAUGCCUUUAUUUGUUUGGCAUGUUCAAAGGAAACAAAGAUUUAAAACUCUGACACGUUUUGGCUGCAUGGCCUUCGUCAGGGAGAGAUUGAGUCAUAUUGGAAAUAAAAAAAUCUGCAGCCAAUUUACAUUUAAUUUAACUCCUAGCUGGCAGCUACACCUCAAAAGGCGGAUGUACAGCUCAAUAGGGAGCUGCAGAACCUCAUGUCUCUGGUGUGAGGAAUAAAAGUUAUUCAAAAUUAUUCUUUAUCAUCUUUCGACACUUCAAUGUGCACUCAUGCUGUCCUACCAGACCUCUUUUGAAAGCAAUAAUCAUUUGAAAGCAGUCAAUGGUGAUUCAAAAUGGAGGGAAAGACAAAGAUGUCUGUCGUUUGUAGAAUAAACUGAGAAUGAGAGUCUCAGAGAGACCACAGGCAAAUGAUUUGUAGUACAACUCAACCUGGAGAGGACGAAGAUCAAACAAGACCAAGAUCCUCAAGUCUUGAUGAGAUUCUACACAAACAGUAAAAUCGCAAGAGUUCAAUUUUACACUAUUUUGGGGUUUAUAUGGUCCCAACCCCAUUUUGUGUUAAAACAAUUCAUAUUUUUGGAGUUAAAACUACACUAAAUGGAGUAAAUAUCCAACUCGCAGAGAGUUGCUUAAAUUUAACUCAGUGUCGUUUUUAAUUAACAAUCAACUCCAGCAGAGUUUCAGUUUACUUCCUUUGAGUUAUAAAGGUAUAAAGCCUUAUUUACAUUUUUAUUGUGUCACAUUAUGGUUACUCUUAAUGGAGUUGAAAGUAAUCCGUCCCAAUCAACUCCAGUUAUCAACACUAACUCCAGGGAGCGUAUUACUCUCGAGGGUUAAGAUAACUCCCAGUAGAGUCAAUUUAACCCACAUUUUUUUAAAACUGUGAAUUCAACUAUCCUUUAUUUACUGUGCACUGUCUGGACGUAGAAUGAACUUGAGGGAAUCUAAAAGUCUGAGCGAAAAAGAGAUGAGUAGUGGUCACUUUUGGGAAAAAACUCGCUUGAACUUGAUUUCUCGUCCUCGGCCCUGACACUUAACAGAAAAUAUUAUUCAGAAUAAUUUUUUUCGUGUUUCCACCACAGGGUGAGCAGACUGGUUUCAUCCUGAAAAUACAGCUAAUGUGACUCAUCGCAUAACAGGUUUCUUGAUAUACUUAGAAGACUUUUGAUCUCCCCAACCAAAAGGUGCCUCCUCCUUUUUAUUGCCAUCUUCUGCUUUUUUCUUAGUUUGUUCCCCUUCUCAUUAGAGGGCUGCUCAAUAUUUCAGUUCCGAGCCUCUUAGCUUCUAUUGGAUGAGAAAGGAGGUUACAAGGGUCUCUCCUUCUGCCGCUCCUCUCUGUCUGGAUCUGUUCCAUCAACACAACAGGGCCGGCUGGCCCCCGUCUUCUAGCCAAGAAAAGGCAUGCCAGGCAGCAUUGGGGACUAUCGAUUCAGACAUUAGAGAAAAUGUCUGAAAGUUUUCCGUCAUUGGCUGAUGUGCCUCGCUGUUGGGGAGGAGAUGAAGGUUGGAUGGAGUUGAUAUAUAGAAACAUAAAACAGUCAAUAGUUCAAAAGACAGAUGGGCUCUCUGUCCUAAAAAGAGUUGAGAAAGUUGGAGUCAGUCGUGUGUACUGAAAUAGAAAGGAGAUGAUGUCAAGGAGUGAAAUGCCACCGCUGCCAUUGCUGCUCUCAUUCCUCUCCUGCCAGAUGGAUGUUGUGACUGCAGUGAGAAAGUCCAAAAAUGGAUGUAGCAACUAAGGAUUGCCCCUUUAACAGGCAGUUACCUUCAUACAGCAGAACUAUGUCGCCAUUUGAAGGUGAUCUAUUAACCUGUAAGAAAUGUUUUUAUUCUGUCCACUGUUCCGCAAAUGUCCCACAAAAUCGUUCCCUUGUCCCAUAUUUGGGCUUUUUAGAUGUGGUCACCCUAAUUCCACCAUUGGAAACUUUGCUACUGUAACAUGUAACACCAUCUUUUUGCAUGUGAGGAGAAUAACAUUAUUUCAAGCCCAUAUGUGAACUUGCAAUUCUACAUUUUUCAAAUGUGAAACUGAAUAUCCGAUUUUCACAAACUGCAAUUCACAUGUGAGGUGUUAACAUGUGAACUCUACAUUUAAUACAUGUGAAAAUAUAGUUUCACUUGUGAAAUUUAAGCUCAACAUGUGUGUGAUUUCACAUGUGAAAAUACACGUUUUUUUUUUUUUGUAAGGGUUCUGCAAACGACCUGGCAAAUAUCCCACUACGGUUUGGGGAAAAAACACAAUAUGUGAAACAUGCGUCAUGUAACAUACGUAGUAAUACACACGCAUCCUGAUUGCGAUUCAAAAUUUGAAAUGUUGCCAUGCCAAUGGUCUUACCCUGAACUCCCCCGAAAGUUCUCCCCCGAAUAGCAACCAUUGUGCUACUGUAGAUGGGAAUCCUGUUCGCAUGCUGUCGCUACGGCCUUGCAGAGUGGCAGCCGGCUAACAGAGAGAGAAUGUGUAGACCAUCUGGAUUACAAGACCAACUGGGGAACAGAUCUUUAUUGUAGAGCUCAUUUUCCAUUUCUUUUUAGAGCAUGAUGUUGGAAUCGCGACUGUUUGCCAGGGCUAUAUUAUUUAUAGUGCUAAUUCACCCACAAUUAUGUUGUUCGCUUUGAUUUGUUUCAGUACCUCAGAAGACUGAUUGAACAAACUAUUCACUUAAAUAUAAAUCGACUCAAAUAACAUUCCUCAUCCCCCAUGUUUUUUUUAAGUACAUCGUUUAAUCUGCUCACUCUUGUGUCUCUCUAAUCCUCCUUUAGCUACAAAAUUAGGGCCUGAGGCAUUCCGAUUCGACAGUGGGGCGGAAGCCACGGCAACCAGACUGAGUGACAGAUACUACAUCCUGCGGCCGGAGGUCAUCGAGAGCUACAUGUACAUGUGGAGGCUGACCCAUGACCCCAAGUACCGGGAGUGGGGCUGGGAGGCAGUGGAGGUGAGUCACACAGACGUCAAUGGCACAGUCUUCAUGAUACAACCAUAAUGUCACUAAAGGAAUGACUUGUAACUCUGGUACUUUAUCUCCAAAGUACCUUCUGGUUUUAUUUGUUACAUUUUGAUUAGCAAAGAGUUUAAACUGAGUGGAGAUCUGGUGCUUAUCCUUAAAGUGCAUUUAACAAGGAUGUGUAAAAGAACAAUAAAACAGUGAUUCUAGAAUGUGUUUUUGAAAUAUGAUUGAAAACCUCAAUAGAGACAAUCAUAUCCCACAUACAGAUGUCGGAUCUUAACUUGAUCACUCUUGUGGCAGAGCAUUUUCCUGCUGCAUCACAAAAUUCAAAUGAGUCCCUGAAAAAUAGCAGUUAUCUUUUCUCCAUGUGGGGGCAGUCGAGUCAUUUGGAUCAGGGCUUGCUAUCAAAAUAAUUUUCUCUCUCGCUCGCUCAAAUGCUAGGCCUAGGUCCAAUUACUUUAACAUUCAAAUGUACAAAAAUGUAUCUGAAAUGCAGCCAUACACAUCAACUGUCAUGUGAUCGUUUUAUAUAGCUUAAUAAUGGUCUACACUAGGCUACGACAUACAAGUGUCAAGUGUAUCCUAAGGUCAAAAUUGAGUUCAGUCGUGGCCUGAGGUGGUCUAGCGGUUAGGGUCUACCAUGUAGGCCUACCACGCCUUUCUGGCACAAAUAACUCAAUCCCCCGAUUGACUUGAUUUAUUUGCACAUUUCAAAUAUUGACAUUCCAGGGAUAUUUUACCCCUGAUCUUGAUAAGAAAUGACCAUACCAGACACUUUUGGAUAACAUAAAUAGGAAACAAAUAAAAUAAUAACAAAAGGCUACAUCAUGCAGUUUCAUACAGUGUCGGGUAAAUUGCCAUAGUAGAUUUGCCAUGGUAAUAUUAAAUACUUUGUUUCUAUUGUUCGGAAUGUUUGUCAAAUAGAUAAAUCGUCCUUCUGUUCAAAAAGGACUAAGUUGUUCCGAUUACAAUACCAACCGGGUGUGUUGAAUUUAGUCAAUCACUGAACUGACCAACUGAGUUAAUUGACUAAAUUCAACACACCUGGUCUUCCAGGUCGGUUAAAUCAAAAACCAGCAUACACUGCGGCUCUCCGGGAAUAGGGUUGCCUACCCCAAACUGUUAACCUUCGAGUUGUUUCGAUUUUAACCCUGUAACCCAGGGGUGUCCAACUCAUUCCAUGGAGGGCCUAGUGUCUGCAGGUUUUAGUUUUUUCCUUUCAAUUAAGCCCUAGACAACCAGGUGUGGAGAGGUCUUUACUAAUUAGUGACCUUAAUUCAUCAAUCAAGUACAAGUGAGGAGCGAAAACCUACAGACACUCGGCCCUCCGUGGAAUGAGUUUGACACCUGUGCUGUAACUCCGCGGAAUUAAUGCGUCAAAAAAAGACAUUCAUUCAUGAGUCAAAGGGCAGUGGGCCGGAAUUCGAAGCCAUGCCGACUCUGGCAUAUUGUGCUGGGGUUAGUGGCUGUAACCAUAGCACCACAUAGGCACUGAGAAAACCAAUAAUGUAUUAUACCUCUUGCUUGCCUUCAACAUAUAAUAAAACAAUAGAUCUAGAAAAUCAGAUUUUCCUCCUGCGAUGAAAGGGGUCAAAUUAAGAUCUGACAUCUGUGCUGGUCUCUGUCCAUAUGUAUUCUCUCUCUCUCGAGGAACUAAUGUACAGUACAUAUAAUUGAACAUGGUCUAGACCUUCAGUCAGCUCAACAUUGGAGGCCCUGCAAUGCUACGUCUGACAAGGCAGUGUGAGGGCAGAACUAGCCAGGCUGAUUAGCACAUUAUUACCCCCUUGACAAAGACAGACCAUAAUUAACACAGACCCCUGUUCUUACUGUUGGAUCUGCAUGAAAAUAAGCAAAGUGUGGGUUUUGUCAACCUUUUGUGCCCCAUAAUGAAUGCAUGUGUCAACCCUGUCAGCCUGAUCACACCACUUCUCUCUCUGGGCACAAAAUGAAUGCUAAAUCUAUCAUCCCAACCCCUGUUGCAAAGGGUAAUGUGUCCUCUCUCUAUAGGCACAUUAUUAUUAGCUCUGCCCCCAUUCACCACCUCAACCCCAACCUCUUGUUCUCACUCGUGCUACUGGAUGUCGUUGAAUAUUGUAUAAGGUGCCCCAGACAAGACCUUAAUAUAAGGAGGCUUUAUGUUUGGUGUCGUAUGAGGUGAUUGUGCUGUGAGUAAAAGAGGGUGUUUGAGGACAUGGUACUAGGUUGACGUAUCUGUCUCUGGCUCUCCAUAAACAACCUAUGUUCCCUUAUUAGGGUUGCACAACUCCAGUACUUGAGAGCUGCAGUCCUACUGCUGAAGUUUGAUUUGAUAUGAAUUUCAAUCAUUACAGUGAUAGGUAGGAGGAUACUGUCUGUGCCCAUUGGCUAACUGCUGGUAUAAUACAUGUCAGGUUUGACAUUAACAUCCCUUCUACACUCUUCUUUCUAUUCUUCUCCCCAGGCUCUGGAGCAACACUGCAGAGUCGAAGCUGGUUUCUCUGGGAUCCGAGACGUGUACGCCCAGACAGUCAGCCACGAUAACAUGCAACAAAGCUUUUUCCUCUCCGAGACACUCAAGUAAGUCUAACACGGCCAGUCAACAUCCCCCCUACUGAGAAUACCUCAACACUUUGCUUUCUCCCACUUAAAAAGAUGAGAGAGGCCUGUAAUUUUCAUCAUAGGUACACGUCAACUAUGACGGACAAAAUGAGGAAAUAAAAUCCAGAAAAUCACAUUGUAGGAUUUUUUAUGAAUUUAUUAGCAAAUUAUGGUGGAAAAUAAGUAUUUGGUCAAUAACAAAAGUUGCAGAUCUCCUCUAGAGCAGUGAUGUUUUGGGGCUGUCGCUGGGCAACACGGACUUUCAACUCCCUCCAAAGAUUUUCUAUGGGGUUGAGAUCUGGAGACUGGCUAGGCCACUCCAGGACCUUGAAAUGCUUCUUACGAAGCCACUCCUUCGUUGCCCGGGCGGUGUGUUUGGGAUCAUUGUCAUGCUGAAAGACCCAGCCACGUUUCAUCUUCAAUGCCCUUGCUGAUGGAAGGAGGUUUUCACUCAAAAUCUCACGAUACAUGGCCCCAUUCAUUCUUUCCUUUACACGGAUCAGUCGUCCUGGUCCCUUUGCAGAAAAACAGCCCCAAAGCAUGAUGUUUCCACCCCCAUGCUUCACAGUAGGUAUGGUGUUCUUUGGAUGCAACUCAGCAUUCUUUGUCCUCCAAACACGACGAGUUGAGUUUUUACCAAAAAGUUCUAUUUUGGUUUCAUCUGACCAUAUGACAUUCUCCCAAUCCUCUUCUGGAUCAUCCAAAUGCACUCUAGCAAACUUCAGACGGGCCUGGACAUGUACUGGCUUAAGCAGGGGGACACGUCUGGCACUGCAGGAUUUGAGUCCCUGGCGGUGUAGUGUGUUACUGAUGGUAGGCUUUGUUACUUUGGUCCCAGCUCUCUGCAGGUCAUUCACUAGGUCCCCCCGUGUGGUUCUGGGAUUUUUGCUCACCGUUCUUGUGAUCAUUUUGACCCCACGGGGUGAGAUCUUGCGUGGAGCUCCAGAUCGAGGGAGAUUAUCAGUGGUCUUGUAUGUCUUCCAUUUCCUAAUAAUUGCUCCCACAGUUGAUUUCUUCAAACCAAGCUGCUUACCUAUUGCACUACUGAGAUAUACCAGCAAACACUUAGCUUUUUAGAUUUGUAAUAAUAAUAAUAAUAAUAAUAUGUCAUUUAGCAGACGCUUUUAUCCAAAGCGACUUACAGUCAUACAUUUUUACGUAUGGGUGGUCCCGGGGAUCGAACCCACUACCCUGGCGUUACAAGCACCAUGCUCUACCAAUUGAGCUACAGAGGACCAUUUGUAAACGGCUACAGAGCUUAUUCCACUAAGAGUAAAUGGCAUAUACAGUUUAUUAGAAGUAGUAAGAAGUAAAUAGCAUAUGCAGUUUAAAAACCCCUAGAGUCGAUCACAUUUGCAUAAUACAAAAAUCCCCAUUAAAAUCCAUCAGUUUAAGCAAGAGAUAUCUGUUUUUGCAUGGGCUGCAUCUCAAUCCACUGUAUCCACCGAUGUCGCCCUUCCAGAUCUGCGGUGAAAGGUGGCAGAGCUAGAGCGGGGUUUGUCAGACCAUGAGACAUCCUGAAAAAUCUGUCUUCUCACGAAAACCACUGUAGUAGUUUGACCCCUCUAUGGAAAGAUGAGACUCUCAUGAACAUGUCGGUUGUUUUGCUCUUGGAUGCCCACAAGCCUCACAAUAAAAAAAUAAUCCUGAUCUUUCUUAUAUCUCUCAGGUAUAGGCAAUAUGUUUUGCCUCAUGCAAGUAUCUGCAUCAAAUUGACAGACAAACCCUUUUGAAUUUUUUAAAGAACAAAAUUCCCAUUCAGAUUCAGCUGAAAGACUCAGUCUAGCCCCCUCUCAGACCAAUCUCUGGCGGGUUAGUGAUGUGACAUCACAUGGAGUUGUCAACUAAUAGAGCUGAGAGGAACGUGUGAGUGUCGUCUGGGCCCCCUUAGAUAAAGAACCCUUAAGAACUUUGGAACGAAAAUGGAGAAAGCUGUGUUUUAUACUGAAUCUUUUCAGUAGAAAUAAGAUUAACUAUAAUUUCCAUUUUCUCAGAAAGGCUCCAGACAGGCUUUAAAUAAAGCCCACGCUUCACCUUGCUGUUGUUCAUAAUUUAUUGAAUUCAUCAAAAUGUUCAUUCAUAUUCAUUCAAUAGUCGUGAGAAAUUACAAAAUAAACUUGUUUUACAAAAGCAAAGAAUGUCAGGUUGUUACAUCAGUAAUUAUUGCCCAACCAUGAUUAAAAAAAUGUUUUUAUUGAUUCAUACAAUAGCAUUAUAGCCAUUAUUUCUUUGUUUAGAUACCCAUAGUCUAGGAGAAAACUAGCCAGUGGAUCCUUUAUUCUAGCCAUUCGUUUCCCCAGACACUGACGCUGUGUGUCCCUCUCAGGUAUCUGUACCUGCUCUUCUCUGACGAUGACCUGCUGCCUCUGGAGGACUGGGUGUUCAACACGGAAGCUCACCCCCUGCCCGUCGUCCGCAAGAGCUGCCAACAGGGGGAGGGAGGGAUACACGACAAGACAACCUCGGAGUAGCAACCUGCUGUACAACUACUGUACAGCUCACCUGGAUACAGACACAGAGUAACACAUAUUCAUACAUCACAUGCAUACAAACACACACAGACACACACAUGACAACAUUACACACAGGUAACAACACAACAACAAAAUGCAGGGCCAAGGUCCCUUGGGCCCUGUCACAGACUCUCAAUUCCUUUCCAGUAAAGGAUCUUGUCGUAUACGCUGUGAUUGUAUAUCCUUGAGCCGGGCCGGGACUACUUCCUGCCGGCAUUACUUUCUGUGGACAAUCAAGACGAACGUGAUUUUCAUGAAAAGAGCACCUUUUUUCUUUCCUUCUUUCCUCUGUGAGGAAACCAAGAGUAUCUUGCAGACCCAAAUGUAAUGGGAGGAGUGCUGUAUUAUGGGCCAUAUUGUGAGAGAGAGAGAGAGAAACCACUGAGCUUUUGCUUUGAUUCCAUUUUUCACCGCAGUCGAUUAAUGAUUUCACUUGAUCUUGUCAUUGCUUUUUUUUCUGGCUUUUUUCUUUGUCUCUUUGACCAAAGUUUUUUUUUGUUUUUUUUUUCACCCCCUCAUAAUUCCCUUAACAUAUUAUGUUUGUGGUGAGAUUUGACCAAUAGUAAGAUGACAGACUAAUAUGGAGGGUGGAAUGGUGUUGAAUAUUAAAUGUAUAUACAAUUGUGAAAUGUAAUACUCAAAAUCCACCUUGAAAAGCAUUGUUUAUUCAGAGUUUCUUAGCAGAAACAGGUUAAAUGAAUAAUAACAGGCAUGGGAAAAAUUGAAAACUGAAGAGGUUGUUGGAGAGACCAUUUUUAUAAAUUGUUUGUCUUUAUAAUUUGUUUUGAGUACAAUACUGGUGAAAUAUUUUCAUCAGGGCAAGUCUGUGUUGAAUCCUCCUCACCGCCUUUCAGAGCGUAACUUCACAUUGUGUGAGUCCUGUGACUUUAACACAAGUGUCAGUCCUGUUAUUGUAACACAAGUGUCAGUCCUGUG
Molecule: messenger RNA, 24044 nt
Organism: Coregonus sp. 'balchen'
Lineage: Eukaryota; Metazoa; Chordata; Actinopteri; Salmoniformes; Salmonidae
Source: the annotation of a GenBank genome assembly